Messenger RNA from Jaminaea rosea, 2248 nucleotides. RefSeq lists its product as hypothetical. Gene Ontology annotation, cellular component: uniplex complex; mitochondrial inner membrane. The transcript has a single exon. Bases 245 to 1903 code for a protein of 552 amino acids. Lineage: Eukaryota; Fungi; Basidiomycota; Exobasidiomycetes; Microstromatales. The record is from RefSeq and is a predicted model, not a curated record. Gene Ontology annotation, biological process: mitochondrial calcium ion homeostasis; calcium import into the mitochondrion. Gene Ontology annotation, molecular function: calcium channel activity; uniporter activity.
GUGUGGCGGUGCAAUGCCCAUCUAUCCCAUACCAGGGCUGCGCUGCGUCUUGAAAUGAAUAGGGUAGGGGGUCGAGAUGGGCGUCGUAUCGGUAGCUGCAGUGUGACGUUCGUUUGGACCCUGGCCCCCACACCUUGGCGGCAGACUCAGUUGGCACGACUGGAUACAAGAGUCCAACACUGACCCACCAUCCAAGGCUGCCAUACCCCAUCCUUCCAUCUUACCCUCACAUUCGCCCCUGGGGAUGAUAGCCUUGACAUGUCGGAGAGGCUUUUCUCCAACAUCCUCGCUAUCCCACAUAGCCGGCCCAUCAAUACCGCGGCGCCUCUUCUCAACAUCCCGCCUACGCCGCGUAGACGUCAAGUCCACCCUACCCUCGUCUGCUGAGCCCAUCAACCCCAAGCAAGCGUUCGAGAAGCUCAAACAAGAGCAGAAGAAGCGCAUAGACGAUGGCGACCGAGGCUACCUCGCCUUCACUAAGGCCUCCCUCUUCAAGCUCACCCUACCUCUCGCACCGCCCGAUGCGGUGCAGGAUCCCAACUCUCCCACGUCAAAGGCAUCCUCCCCACUCGCCCGAACAUUGAUGGACGAAGCGCAAGCCGCGGCUCAAAGCGAAGGACAAAAGGAGGGGGAUCUUCACAACGCAGAAAGCGAGAACGACAGCGGGCCCCUGGACCCGGAACCUUGGGAGUCGAGAGUGGAGAGAGGUCAGUCCGUAUCUCAAGUCGAGUCCGAGUCAGCUUCGACCGAGGUCAAGAGAAAAGGAAAGGGAGGUACCACAAAGUCGUCUUCUCAUUUGCAUCAAGGGGAGCAAGGAGAACCAUCGGAGGACAUUUCGACUGAAUUCGAUGCCAAAGCACCAGCAAAGAGCGUCGUCUUCCUGCUGCACUCGGCACAGCCUCUCAGCUACGUUGCCUCGCUCAUCAAAGCCGAACAGCCUAGCUACAUCACGGCAGAGAUGAACAGAGAAGCUUCUGCGGAAUCGUCCUCACCUACAUCCAACGAAGACCGUGACCAACAACGUCGCGACGUCUCCCUCCCCUCGUCUCAACAGUACGAGCCCUCCAUCUCCUUCCACACCCGCUCAGGGGACGGGAAACGCUGGUCUCCCGCAACGGGAAUUGGCGACUUUCUCCGCGAUGCUGCUCGGGUAGGAACUUUCGUCGUGCGCAUCGGCCAUCGCAACGUAAGGGUCUCCGUUCCCAGCUUUGAGGACAGGACCAAGUUCUUGAGGGCGUCAUUGUUCGCCAAGACGGGUAGGAUAGAGAGCAUGGCGAAGCUGAAGGCCGAGUGUGAUCAGUUGGCUCAAACUGGUACGCGUAGCUUGGCCAUCGGUGGGGCGUGCUUGGGGUUCGCAUGGUGGUUCGUGGUCUGCUACGUUACCUUCGUCAAGGUAGAGUACGGCUGGGACCUUAUGGAACCCGUCACCUACCUUGUUGGCCUUGGAGGCCUUCUUGGGACAUGGAGCUGGGUGCUCAUUCAUAAUCGCGAUGUAAGCUAUCGCGCCGUGCUGAGCGAGACGACCUCCCGUAGGCAGGCGAAACUCUACAUGGAGAAGGGCUUCAAUGCGGAGCGCUUCCGUGAGCUCGUCGAUGAAGUCAGGGAGCUGAGGCGGGUCAUCAAGAAUGUGGCUGAGGACUAUGAUUUGGAGUGGGAUCAAGGAGGGACGAGCAGUGGCAAGAAGCACAAGAAGGCUCUCGAGGCUGUGAGGAAGAAGGAGGCGCUCGAGGAGUCCAAGAAUGAUGGCAAGAAGCGUUCCAGGAAGGAAGAAGAUGAGGACGAGGACGACAACGAAAAGGAAGAAGACGACCAAGAUAAUGAGGCUGGGCUGGACGAGGAUGCGAAUGGUACGCCAGACGGCAAGGAUGAAGGGCCAAAAAAGCCAAAGGGCAAGGCGCACUGAGAUGAGGCUGUGCGGCCAAGGAAGACGUGAACGUGGGAAAAGCUGGAGGCUUCAACUGCGUUGAGAUUGUUGCUAAACGCUUGCUAUCAAACAUGCCCGCAUCCGCGACGAGCGGAGGCCGCGGCGAUGAGGAUGAAUGGAUCGAGCGCAGCCCAGGCCAAAAGGAUUAAUUAGGUACCCGCAGUGACGCCCUGUCGUUGGCGAUAGUCGUGUGAAGCCGAAGGGGCAAUACGGGCCGUUUCGUGUGAUCCAGUCUCCAUCCUCCUCUCUCAUGACGAUAAGUGACCACUCAUCCUUGCUCUAUCUUGGAACUUUAACCACGAAUGAGCUGCUCUCCUCGAUGCG